AUGGCUAUCUUCAGUGCGUAUGAACAUCCAGUUCUUUUUGCUUUAGCUGUGGCUUUGGCUUCAGCCGGUUCUGCUCAUCUUUUAUGGUUACUUAUUGAUACGCGAAUUAAUUUCAAAAGACCAAGUGAUAGAGAAUGUACAAUGUACUCUAUCUAUGUAGCAACUGGAUGCAUAGUUCUUUCCUGGGCAUGUAUCUUCUUAGGACAAGCACGACCUAUCCUAAGUCCUUAG
Molecule: messenger RNA, 231 nt
Organism: Nematocida homosporus
Lineage: Eukaryota; Fungi; Microsporidia
Exons: 1
Coding region: 1-231 (76 amino acids)
Source: RefSeq, a predicted model, not a curated record